Molecule: messenger RNA, 2336 nt
Organism: Danio rerio (zebrafish)
Lineage: Eukaryota; Metazoa; Chordata; Actinopteri; Cypriniformes; Danionidae
Gene: ap4b1
Product: adaptor related protein complex 4 subunit beta 1
Biological process (GO): protein transport; intracellular protein transport; vesicle-mediated transport
Cellular component (GO): cytoplasm; clathrin adaptor complex; endomembrane system
Molecular function (GO): clathrin binding
Source: RefSeq, marked provisional
ACACACCGAUCAUCUGAUGCUGUCCAAUAUUAAUGUUCAUUUUUAACUAUUAUGUUGCUGUUUAGAAAGUGAUACUGAAGGCCUCUGAAGAACCCAGAAAAUGCCUUAUUUUGGGUCGGAGGAGACGGUUAAGGAGCUUAAACGUGCUCUGUCUAAUCCUAAUGUUCAAGCAGACCGUCUCCGCUACAAGAGCUACAUCACUAAAGUCAUCAGGUACAUGACGCAGGGUCUGGAUGUCUCUGCUUUAUUCAUGGACAUGGUGAAAGCCAGUGCCACGGUGGAUAUUGUUCAGAAGAAACUUGUAUAUCUGUACAUGUGCACCUAUGCCAGCGAUAAGCCUGACCUGGCUCUGCUGGCCAUCAACACACUGAGAAAAGACUGUGCAGAUCCCAAUCCCAUGGUGCGAGGCCUGGCCCUGAGAAACAUGUGCAACUUCAGAAUGCCAGGAAUGACAGAGUACAUAGAGCAGCCCAUUGUUGCUGGUCUGCGGGACAAAGCCAGCUACGUAAGGAGAGUCGCUGUGCUUGGCUGUGCCAAAAUGCACAGUCUACAGCCCCGCACGGAGAUAGAUGGCAGUCUAGUGAACGAGCUGUAUGCCCUACUGAGGGACCCAGACCCAGUGGUGGUGGUGAACUGUCUGCGGGCCCUGGAGGACAUCCUGAAGGAUGAGGGCGGAGUGGUUAUUAAUAAACCCAUCGCUCAUCACCUGCUCAACAGACUGAAGGAUCUGGACAGCUGGGCUCAGAGUGAAGUGUUGACGUUCCUGCUCCGCUACCGUCCUCGAAAUGACGACGAGCUUUUCGACAUCCUCAGCCUGCUGGACCCCUUCCUCCAGAGCAGCCAAUCACAUGUGGCCAUCUCCACGCUCCGCCUCUUCCUCCAUCUGGCCGCCGCCCACCCCGCAGUCCAGGCUGACGCCCUGCUGUGCUCCAGUGCGCCCCUGCUGGCCACGUGUGGCGCUGCAUCCCGGGAGCUGCGCUUUGCUGGACUGUGCCACAUUCAGCAGGUGAUGCGCAGUCAGCCGGCCCUAUUCAACACACACUACAAGCGCUUCUUCUGCGGGUACUCGGAGCCCAGUUACAUUAAAUUCAGGAAGAUGGAGAUCCUGGUGGCGCUGGUGAACGAUGAGAACGUGGCGCUGGUGUUGGAGGAGAUGAAGAGCUACUGUACUGAUGUGUCUGCUGAACUGGCCCAGGCUGCCAUCGCCGCUAUUGGGCGUAUAGGGCGAACAUACAGCGAGAAGUGUCUGGAUAUCCUGACCGGCCUGCUGGCACUGAAGCAGGAUCACAUCACAUCCGCCGUGAUCCAGACCUUCAGGGAUCUGGUGUGGUUCUGUCCUCAGUGUACAGCCGCUGUGUGCCUCACUGUCGAGUCCUGUGUGGAUUAUCCUCAGGAUAGUGAGGGAAAGCAGGCUCUGUUGUGGCUGCUGGGCGAGCAUGCGGAUCAGAUCAGCAGCGCCCCCUAUCUGCUGGAGGUCUACAUCGACGGGCUGAAGACGGAGCUGUCUGCGCCGCUGAAGAUGGAGAUACUGACCGCAGCACUCAAGAUGUUCCUGAGACGCCCUGCUGAGACACAAGACAUGCUGGGCCGUCUGCUGCACUACUGCAUAGAGGAGGAGAGCGACAUGUGUGUGCGAGACCGGGCUCUGCUGUACUACAGGCUUCUUCAGCGGGGUAUUGAAGAGACGAGGAAGGUUGUGACGGGCCCUAAAUCAGACCCAUCUCUGAGUGUCCUUACUAGUGCACAAGAGGAGCCCGUCAGUCAGUGGGUCUCUAUUUUCAACACACUCGGCCCUCUGUCUGCAGCAGACCUACAGCUCCACAACACUGCUCUAUCAGCAUCAGAACACACCGACGACACUGCAGACACUGAGCUGCUCACAGAACACGUCCCCGUCUCCAUGCGGGACGUCUCAGAAGCAGGUGUCAGCCUGUGUGCGGGUGCUGCUGUGUCCCCCGAGGCGUUUGAGCAGAUGUGGCAGCAGCUGGAGGUCCUGCAGCGUCAGACGGUGUGUUUCUCUGGAUGCGCAGCGGACACACUUCAGAGCGCCCUGCAGCCGGUGCACAUCCAGACUCUGGCCUUCAGCCCGGCCCGCGCGCUACCCUGGAGGGCCUACAUCUAUAGCAGGGGCUCCGGGACGCUCGUCCUAGCUGAACUGCUGCAGGAUGACCCGGAGAUGCUGACGGUGACUGUAAAACAGCAGCCCGAACACCAGCAGACCGUCACUGCAUUCAUCAGUGUGUUGCAGAGCGUCCUGCAGACUCUCAAUACAGGACAAAUGAGUGUUUAAAUGAUUUGCUGUGGUGCUACACUAAUAAAAGAAGUCAACCUUUGGA